CUAGCUUCACACAAUUACGGAUACAAAUUUUGAAACAUGGCUUCUGUGAAGUAUGCAGUUGUUGAUGUAAACGAAUUUCUUUCUAAAAAACAAACUACUGAGCCGGAACUAUCGGAGGAUUGGGCUAAGUUGGAGGAACUUUACAAUAAAAAGCUAUGGCACCAACUGACGCUAAAGCUGCAAGAGCUGGUGAAGCAUCCGUCGCUGCAGACCGGCGACAACCUGAUACAGCUCUACACUAACUUCUUAACCACAUUCGAAAACAAAAUCAACCCUCUGUCGCUGGUGGAGAUCGUGGCCGUCGUGGUGGCGCAGUACACCGACAAGAGAGAGGCCAUCGCGUUCCUGGAGAAGGUGGAGGCCAAGGUCAAGAUGAACGAUGAGGCACUGGCUCUAUGUAAGGUGCUACAAGGUCAGAUAUACCUGGAGCACCUGAACGACCUGGACGCCACGGAGAAGAUCAUCGAGCAGCUGGAGAACACCCUGGAGGACGCGGACGGCGUCACGCCGGUGCACGGCCGCUUCUACAAGCUGGCUUCUGAAUAUUACAGGGUGCGCGGGCCGAUGGCGCGCUACUACCGCGCGGCGCUGCGCUACGUGGGCUGCCUGGGCGGCGGCGCGGGCCUGCAGCCGCAGGAGCGGCGCGAGUGCGCGCUGCGCCUGGCGCUGGCCGCCGUGCUCGCGCCCACCGUCUACGACCUGGGCGAGCUGCUGGCUCACCCGAUCCUCGAGUCGCUGCAGGGCUCGGCCGACGAGUGGGCGUGCGAGCUGCUGCGCGCCGUCGCCGCGGGGGACGUGGUGGCCUUCGAGCGCAUACGCGCGCAGUCGCCGCACCAGGAGCUGCACCGAGCGGACCGCCAGCUGCGCCAGAAGAUCGCUAUAUUGUGUCUCAUGGAGAUGGCGUUCAACCGCACGUCAGCGCAGAGACGGCUGACAUUCAGUGAGAUAGCGCGCGAGGCGCGCGUGCCGCCCGCCGACGUGGAGCUGCUGGUGAUGAAGGCCCUCGCCGACAAGCUCAUUCGCGGACACAUCGACCAGGUGAACGAGACGGUGACGGUGACGUGGGUGCGCGCGCGCGCGCUGGGCCGCGCGGGCGCGGGCGCGCUGGCGCAGCGCCUCGACGCCUGGUGCGCCGCCGCCGACAGCGCCGCCUCGCUGCUGCACAACACCGCGCCCGACCUGCUCACGCUCUAGCCGCUGCCUGCAGAUCAGAGGUGGAGCGAUGUGUGCAGAAAUGAAAAUAUUUUAAGCAUUGUCGUGUAUGUGCCAGUAAAGAAUACAAUUCGAGACACCAUCCUGCAAAACAAUAAGGCUGUAUUAUGCGUCUUGGCAUGUAUUCUUUAUAGACAAUUUAUAAUGGUGUAUGUCUGGAGCUGAAUAAAUAAAUAGCUUGCAUAA
Maniola jurtina (meadow brown) is the source of this 1398-nucleotide messenger RNA. RefSeq names its product 26S proteasome non-ATPase regulatory subunit 13 (gene Rpn9). NCBI's taxonomy places the organism in Eukaryota, Metazoa, Arthropoda, Insecta, Lepidoptera, Nymphalidae. Gene Ontology annotation, molecular function: structural molecule activity. Gene Ontology annotation, cellular component: cytosol; nucleus; proteasome regulatory particle, lid subcomplex. Gene Ontology annotation, biological process: ubiquitin-dependent protein catabolic process. The transcript is spliced from 10 exons. Bases 37 to 1194 code for a protein of 385 amino acids. The record is from RefSeq and is a predicted model, not a curated record.